AGACAAAAAUCUUAAGAACUACUCAGAAAAGGAAGACCUUACUCAGGAAUGAUGUCCAUUCAGCAGAAGUCAAAAGAAAAGUCCUCUAAAAGUAUUAAAAAAAGUGAAGACAAGAAUUUAGAAACUCAGAUUCAAAGUUCUCAAAAGAAUGUAGCCAAAAAAUUAGGUCCAAAGGAAACUGUGCAAUCACUCAUUAAAUCUUCCAGUGAAAAGAAAGCAAACCCACCUGAAUCUGGAAUACGCAUGAGUACCAGGUCUGCAAAGGCAGCAUCUGGUGAUAAAACAGCUAAGUCUGCUGAUAAAAAUAUGGUGACUGUGAAAAGACAUUCACAGGAAGAUUCUACAAAAAAGAAAUUAUCAGAGAAAAAGAAGAAAACAGCACAUGAAACCUUGAAACCAAAUGAACAGUGUAAUCGGAGGUCACAAAGACUGCAACAGUUAACAGAAGUUUCAACAAGAUCUUUACGCAGUAGAUCUAUUCAAGGUCAAGUUCAAGCAAUCAAACAAAGUUUGCUGCCAGUAAGAAAAGAGCCCAGUAGCAAUACUACUACUACUGCUACUACUACUAAAGUUAAAACAAAUAAAAAACAUGUGAAAAGGAAAGUACUGGAAAUAAAAUCUGGUUCCAAAGAGGAUGAAAAUUCAGGAAUUAGUGAAGUAAAUUCCCCCAAAGGAAAAAAGCGCAAAAUAGAGCAUCAGGCAGCUGGUACUUGUAGUUCUCAGUGCAUUCAAGGGUCAGAAAAAGGUCUUCAGAAGACUUCUAGGAAAGAAGAAACAAAGCCUGUGCCUGCAACUUCUUCUGAGGGAAAAGUAUCAAAAACAAUUGCUUCAGUGGUGGUCCCUAAAAAGAAUGAGAAAAUUAAAAAGUCAGUUCGUACACAAGGGAAUACUAGUGCAAACCCCCAAAAAAGUCCACAGCCGUCAGUGCCUGAACAGAGUGUGGAUGAUGAGCUGGAGCAAGCAGGAAAGAGCAAACGAGGUAGCAUUCUCCAGCUGUGUGAAGAAAUCGCUGGUGAAAUUGAGUCUGAUACUGUAGAGGUAAAAAGGGAAUCUUCACAGGUGGAAAAUACAGAGGAAGAGAAACCUACAGAAGUAAAAUUGGAGGAGACUGAUGGUGUAGGACAAAUACUCCACCAGAAGGAGACAAAUCAGGAUGUGCAGUGUAAUCGUUUUUUCCCUAGUAGGAAAACAAAGCCUGUGAAGUGUAUACUAAAUGGAAUAAACAGUGCACCGAAGAAGAACUCCAAUUGGACUAAAAUAAAACUCUCCAAAUUCAACUCUGUGCAGCAAAAUAAAUUGGAUUCUCAAAUUUCCCCCAAAUUGGGCUUAUUACGAACUAGUGUUUUACCACCAGCUUCAGAAUUACAUCAUCCAGUGACUCAGAGUACAUCUUUAGGGACAAAGCCACAUGGUGAUAAAAACAUCAUUUGCUGGCAGGAAAAAAUGGAAGAAAAUUCUGAAGAAGUUACAAGUAAUGAUAAAGUGGAAAUUAACAGAGCCACAGAAAAGGCUCCUGCAAAUUGUUUGGAUAAUCAGAUAAAACUUUCUACGGAACUACCAUUGUUGGAUAAUCAGAUGAAACAAUCUAUUACAUCAGCACCAGAGAAGAAUUUUAGUUUGUGUUUGAAAUCCAAGCUUGAAAAUACUUCAGUGGAAAGUACAACUGCUGCUGCUGCUGCUCCAACUAUGCUUAAUCAAGUAAAAAUUGAUACAGAAGAGAGUACAUGUCUAGGUUCAGCUUCUGAACAGCAUAGUAUAUUAAAUAACCAAACAUCUAACAACAGUGAUAAUGGGGAAAUACCACCAGAUUCUUCUUGGCCUCAGUGCAAUUCUCAUUUGGAGAUAAAAAUACCAAAGGACUUAAAACUAAAGGAAGCAGAGAAAGCUGAUGAAAAACAGUUGAUCAUAGAUGCAGGACAAAAAAGAUUUGGAGCCGUUUCCUGUAAUAUUUGUGGAAUGCUUUAUACAGCUUCAAAUCCAGAAGAUGAAACACAGCACCUCCUCUUCCACAACCAGUUUAUAAGUGCUGUGAAAUAUGUGGGCUGGAAAAAAGAAAGAAUUUUGGCUGAAUACCCUGAUGGCAGGAUAAUAAUGGUUCUUCCAGAAGACCCCAAGUAUGCCCUGAAAAAGGUUGAUGAGAUUAGAGAGAUGGUUGAUAAUGAUUUAGGUUUUCAGCAGGCUCCACUAAUGUGCUACUCCAGAACGAAAACACUUCUCUUUAUUUCUAAUGACAAAAAAGUUGUCGGCUGCCUAAUUGCAGAACAUAUCCAAUGGGGCUAUAGAGUUAUAGAAGAGAAACUCCCCGUUAUUGAAACAGAAGAAGAAAAACUUCGAUUUGAAAGGCAAAAAGCCUGGUGCUGUUCAACGCUGCCAGAGCCCGCUAUCUGUGGCAUCAGUCGGAUUUGGGUGUUCAGCAUGAUGCGUCGGAAGAAAAUUGCUUCCCGCAUGAUUGAAUGUUUGAGGAGUAACUUUAUAUAUGGCUCAUAUUUGAGUAAAGAAGAAAUUGCUUUCUCAGAUCCUACUCCUGAUGGCAAACUGUUCGCAACUCAGUACUGUGGCACUGGUCAGUUUCUGGUAUAUAAUUUUAUUAAUGGACAAAAUAGCACCUAA
This is a messenger RNA of Elephantulus edwardii (Cape elephant shrew), 2610 nucleotides long. It is a transcript of the gene ESCO1, whose product is annotated as establishment of sister chromatid cohesion N-acetyltransferase 1. The coding region runs from base 49 to 2610 and encodes 853 amino acids. The record is from RefSeq and is a predicted model, not a curated record. Gene Ontology annotation, cellular component: nucleus; chromatin. Lineage: Eukaryota; Metazoa; Chordata; Mammalia; Macroscelidea; Macroscelididae. Gene Ontology annotation, biological process: mitotic sister chromatid cohesion. The transcript is spliced from 9 exons. Gene Ontology annotation, molecular function: protein-lysine-acetyltransferase activity.